AUGGAAGGUCAACUAAAAGCACUUGUCGCGGAACGCGGAGCCAUGAAGUCACGACUAACUCGUUUUAAGCGCUUUAUGGAAACAUCGUCAGACAGUAUGGAUGUAGAUGCGUUAGAAAAGAAGACAAAUUCAUACGCAGAUUUGCAUGAAAAAUUCGACAAGGUACAAUGUCAAAUCGAGGCAAUAGUAACGGGUUCGGAUGCUGAAGCAUCACAAUUCGAUGAGCGCGACGACUUUGAGGGGGCGUUUUUCCCAUUGAUAACCAGAGCGGAAAAACAUAUUUUGCAUUUACGAGGUUCAGUAACAUCUCCAAGCACAGUUUCUAGCGUUAUAGAUUCGCAAAACACUCCUAGAUUACCCACAAUCGUACUACCCACCUUUGACGGAAGAUAUGACCAUUGGGUACGAUUUCGAGACACAUUUUUGACAAUGGUCCACAAUAAUUGUUCAUUGACAGAUAUCCAACGCUUUCAUUACCUAAACUCAGCGUUAAAGGGCGUCGCUGCGCGCACGGUAGAAUCGUUGGGUGUUUCUGAAGCAAAUUAUAAACUUGCGUGGGCCAACCUAAAGAGACGGUUUGAGGAUCCAGAUUCACUGAUCCACCAUCAUGUAAACGCACUUAUAGAAAUCCCGACCAUCACACAUCAAACUAGCGUCUCAUUGCGAGAAUUCAUAGACAAGGCCAACAAUCAAUUGGUAGCAUUAGGUGCGUUGGGUGAACCGAUAGAAUCUUGGGACACAUUUAUCAUAAUUUUAUUAGCGAAAAAAUUAGAUGCAAAAACAUUCAAUGAUUGGGAUACAUUCGCGACAAACGCCUCGCGCAGGCCGAAAUUUAACGAUUUCGUCAAUUUCCUCGAAAGACAAGCGAAACGGCUCGAGCGAGCAACCACUAAUCCCCAGACAACCGCGCAGGUAGUUAACGAGGUGAAAAAGGUUCGCGUCAAUAGGGCCCCGGGCAGGUCAAAUUCCGUAGCCGUUCACGUUUCGAGUACGCGCAAUCAAUGCGUACUAUGUAAAGGUGAGCACCUGCUACAAUAUUGCACACAGUUGAAGGAAAUGUCAACUCCCGAAAGACAGGAGACAGUUAAACGCCUUCGAUCUUGCUUUAAUUGCCUCAAUCAAGGGCACGGCGUCAGCGGGUGCACGAGAGGAACGUGUAGAAAAUGUGGGAAAAGGCACCACACUCUUCUACACCAGGAUAAAACGAGCGAAACGGCCACUUCGGCAGAAUCCUCAGCUACUUCUACACCAUCGUGCGUGUCAAAUUCAGCCAGCGCCGCAUUCGAGUACACAGUGCUAUCCACAGCAGUCGUGUACAUCAAGGGAAAAAACGGUCAAAAACAUAAAUGUCGUGCGUUACUAGAUGUAGGUUCACAAGCCAAUUUUAUAACGGACGAAUUGUGCAAACGAUUAGAUCUCAAUCGCUCCGCCAUAAAAACCACUGUAGGUGGCCUCGGUAUGUCGGGAAAUUGCAUACGGUCCAGGACUAGCGUCGCGAUCAGUUCAAUGUGUAAUAAUUUUCGCGCAGACCUCUCGUGUCUUGUAAUAGACAACAUCACGGAGGAUAUGCCUAAUUUACCAACAAAUCUCACGAAGGUGGCCAUACCAGCCAGUGUUACGCCCGCCGAUCCGCACUUCGAUCGACAAUCUAGAAUCGAUUUGUUAAUCGGAGCCGGUCUAUUUUGGAAGUUACUUUGUAUUGGGCAACACAAAGUAGAGUCAAGCGAUUUAGUGUGGCAAAAGACACGCUUGGGUUGGGUGCUGGGCGGCAGCUUCAACUGGUCCAUUACCACUCACAAGCAAACCAACAGUACCUGCCACACAGUAACGAACGCAGACUUGAACAAAACAAUUUCUCAAUUCUGGGAAAUUGAAGAAAUUCAACCCUCAUUCACAUCAAAUUCAAAUAGCUCAACCGACCCCAGCGAGGUACAUUUUGACCACACGACAACACGGGACGAAACUGGACGAUACACAGUUAGCAUUCCGUUUAACAACAAACUAGACGAACUUGGACAGUCACGCACUCAGGCUAAAAAUCGGCUGCUGGGUGUGGAACGUAGAUUUUUAAAGGACCACGAACUUCAAAGACAGUACACUGACUUCAUGACUGAAUACGAAGCACUGGGACACAUGACGCGACUGACAGAUCAUGAAUCAGUAAAUGCAGAACCAAGUUAUUACUUACCGCACCACGCGGUUUUCAAACAAUCAAGCAGUACCACAAAAAUUCGAGUCGUCUUCGACGGUUCGGCGAAGAGUUCAUCUGGAGUCUCCUUGAAUGACACACAACUCGUAGGGCCCACUGUACAAAGUGAUCUUUUUGAAAUUCUCAUCCGGUUUCGCAAACACCGCCUCGUACUUUCUGCGGACAUCGCAAAAAUGUACAGACAAGUGUUAGUGCACCCAGAAAAUCGCCGGUUUCAACGAAUUUUGUGGCGCGCCAAUACUAACGACUCCAUCCAUACCUUCGAAUUGAAUACCGUCACUUACGGCACUGCAUCAGCUCCAUUCUUAGCGACGCGUGUACUUAGACAAAUCGGCCUCGAUCACGCUCAAUCGUUUCCAACAGCAAGUCGUACUAUCGUCAACGACUUCUACGUUGACGAUCUACUUACCGGCUGUGAAACUAUUUCGGAAGCAAUAGAAUUACGACGCGACUUGACCCGAAUAUUAGAGCAGGCAGGAUUUUCAUUAAUAAAAUGGGCAAGCAACAAUAGCAACGCGUUAGAGUCAUUAAAUAGCGUGCAAGGGGCGGUUGAAAUCAAAGAAGCCGAUCAGGAUACGAAAACCCUCGGACUGUUGUGGAUAGCCGAUGCAGAUGAACUGCACUACUCAAUUCGCGACCACCAUCUAAAGCGCAUCACGAAGCGCAGUAUUCUCUCUGAGAUCGCGCAAAUUUUCGACCCUCUUGGAUUGAUAGGACCGGUAGUCACACGGGCAAAAUUGUUCAUGCAAAAUCUAUGGCAAUUAAGGGUGAACUGGGACGAAACUUUGCCGCAAGAUCUCCACACACAGUGGUCCACUUUCCGUGAACAAUUGCAAAGUAUUACCUCAAUAAUUAUACCCCGCCGCGUAAUUAGUGAUAAUAUGGAUUACGUUGAGCUCCAUGCUUUUUCGGAUGCCUCGGAAAGGGCCUACGGAGGGUGCGUAUACCUGCGUACGGUAGACGCGACAGGGGAUGCGACAGUCCGAUUGUUGUGCGCAAAGUCGCGGGUAGCACCGCUGAAGUCAACGACCCUACCGCGAUUAGAACUGUGUGGCGCUCUUCUGGCUUCGCAAUUGGCAGCCAGGGUCAAGUGCAUAUUUCAAAUGGACUUCGCCGAAGAACACUAUUGGUCAGACUCGACGAUAGUUUUAGCAUGGCUCGGGAGCCCCCCAACAAAAUGGACAAGAUUCGUCGCGAAUAGAGUAUCGGAAAUUCAGGGACUAACGGCUUCCGGUAGCUGGAAUUGCAUAAAUUUCAACAUUGGAACUGCUGAUAUGUGCCGAUAUACGUAUACUGUUUCAAGUACGAAUGAUUAA
Messenger RNA from Habropoda laboriosa, 3525 nucleotides. RefSeq lists its product as uncharacterized. The record is from RefSeq and is a predicted model, not a curated record. Bases 1 to 3525 code for a protein of 1174 amino acids. Lineage: Eukaryota; Metazoa; Arthropoda; Insecta; Hymenoptera; Apidae. The transcript has a single exon.